UAUUAUUAACGUCCACAAUUUUAAUUAUUUCCCCAAAUUCCAAUAGGUAUGAAUAUGCAAUUUUGUUUUCCACUUUAUAGGAUUCAAAUUGACCAGCACUGUAAUGUAACGUCUCCAUAGUUCCACUGCCAUAUAAAGAUUUAAUCCCAAAAUUUUAAGCUUAACGCCUAAAAUGUUUGACGUAAAAUGAAGUGUUUUUUUCUAGAAAUCUAACCAUGGCCACUCAAACUUGCGAAACAGACCCCGCCACCGUCCAGGAUCCUGAGGUUCAGGCUGAAACGCCUCCCUCAGACCCCGGGCAAACCUCAACCGACAUGACCGAAAACAACAACAGACUGAUUCAAUAUAUUAGAUCUAUGCCUCUAGUUUCAAUUCUCUUUAGCCGGAGCAUUUCCAAUGAUUCUUUCUCUAACGUUUCCAACCGCAUUUUUGUUUACAAGUGCCUUAUGUCAUUUCACCUCUUAAUCCUCGUCGCCCUUGUUGUUUUAACUUCUUUCGCUAUUUAUUACUAUAAUAUAAGAUUUUACAAGAUUCAGACGAGGCCUUCGGAAACGUUGAUAGUUUGCUGGCUUUUGAGAGCUAUUUGGCAUACAGUUAACAGCUCGUGGUCGCUGAGGUACCAUUACAUCGGGGCGAGAAAUGGACCGAACCUGAAGCUGAGCCAGACGUUUUACAACAUAGCCUCGAUCCUAUGGAUCAGCCUCACAGUUGUAUUUUUGGGUGUUUCACCUCGCGAAGACUUGAAAACUGUUUCCUCCAGAAUCUGUUACUUCUUGCUUUGGCUCACCAUCGCUUCCUACGUAGUGCCCAUGCUCGCCUACACCUUCAUCUGCAUUCUCCUCUAUGUCACUCUCCUGAUCGUGAUUUACUUCAGACAUGGCUCAAUUCCCCUGACAUCCACCGCAAUGCCAGUUAGCCUCCUGAAGAAGCUAAAGGUUGAGCGUUACAGGGACGUUUUGAAGAAAAUCGACAGCUUGGAGGAGUCGGUCGAGUUGGGCGAAAACUACACGAACACUUCUGAAUCGGAAACAACAGUUUCCCAAGAUUCUCAGCAAGAUCAGAACAGCUCUGAAACUAAGUCUAAACCCCCCAAAGACGUCUUAUUUGAGUGUGUUAACAACAGUGAAAUGCUAGACGAACAUCUCUGCUCAAUUUGUAUUCUGAAUAUAAAUGAUGUUGACAAGGUGUUUUUGUUACCCUGUGAUAUGCGCCACUUGUUUCACAGAGAUUGUCUUAAGAAAUGGUUCAAACGUAGUUCAGAAUGCCCCAUUUGUAGAACUAACAUUACCCAAAUUCUAUCCAAGAAGGACAAGGAGAAACAAUCCAAGAAAAACGCGUCAAGAGAACCUGAAAAUGACGUCCAGGAACUCAACGAUGUUGUCACUCACUCCUCUUCCACUUCACAGAACUCACCGAAUAACUCCUACAACAGGGACCCGGAGUCAGAUUACGAUGAUUCAUACUCUGAAUGCGAUGUCUCUUCCCAAAGUCUAGACCCCGAAGUACCGACGGAAACCACCAGUGAAUACAAAUUAAGAAUGAUAAUGGAGUCCUUUAGGGACCCUAAGUCAAGAUUUCUAGUGGACAGCUCCACUCAAGAUACGUUUUUAGAUAUGGAAUCGGGUAAUUCUGUAAGUCUUGACCCAGUAGUAUCCCCCGUAAACACUGGAUAUCAAAAACUACCGCUGGAAAGUACGGAGGAUAGUGUUCCAGUACUCCCACUGGAAAAUACAGAAAAUGAUUCAGAGGUGUCACUGGAAGUUACAGAAAAUGAUUCAGUACUCCCAUUGGAAAGUACAGAAAAUGAUUCAGAGGUGUCACUGGAAGUUACGACAGGAAUUCUCGAUUCUACGGUACGACUGGAACCGCAUGACCUAUCACCUGACACCGAAUUGGAGAACACUGAGGAUCUAGGAUCUUAUGUACCACUGGAACCCCCUAAGGACACAUCGGAGGUCAAAUUCGAGAAUAAUAAAAAUCUUGACUCAAAUGUUGAGUUGGAGGCCUUUUUUGAUAAUUUGGAGCUGGAAUUGGAAAGCAACAUAGAUGUUGAGCUGGGUAACGUUAAUGUAGAAAUCGUUUGAAUCGUUUAAAGAAAUGAUUGUAUACUAUGAAUACUGCAGUCAUGAAAUAUAUAAUUUACAAGUUAAUUUAAUAGUUUUAUA
Molecule: messenger RNA, 2165 nt
Organism: Theileria parva strain Muguga
Lineage: Eukaryota; Apicomplexa; Aconoidasida; Piroplasmida; Theileriidae
Product: Ring finger domain protein
Exons: 3
Coding region: 216-2084 (622 amino acids)
Source: RefSeq, a predicted model, not a curated record